GCUCCUCGUGGAUCAAGCUCUUUUAUUCACUACUUCCCGAUCAAGAUUAAGUGAAUACCCUGUUCUCGGGUGAUAGGAAUUCAGUUUAUUCCACUCGAGCUGUGGGUCGAGGCGAGAUAUACCAAACCGGAAGCCUAAAAUGACCCACUGGCCGAGUUCAUUCAGGAUUGUACAUGUAACCUAUGCUGAGUCCAUCUCUGCAACGCGUUUCUUGAGCGUAUAAGCGAAAUCUUUGGAAUGCAUUGAAAGAAGUAGCUGCUUUGAACUGCCGAACGUCGCCGGCACAUCUUCCCUUCCUCUCGGCCUUUGCAGAGUUUCGUGACCAAGUUCGGUGCGCCUGCAGCAGCCACUCCACUCAAAGUUUUACCAGUGUAGUGGCGGCGAAGGCGACCGAUUGCAGGAGGGGACUGCACUGACGGGCGGGGCCGCGGGUGCCAAAGGGCCGCAACAACUUGCAGAAGGCGACGACCUCGUCGCUGGAAAGUCACGUUCGUCCACAUCGUCAACGCUGCCGGGGCUCUGUCAGCUGAACACUCACUGCAGACCUCAGUGCCGCAACAAUGGACCAAUCGCUGCUGCUGGCCCUGCCGGACGACGCGCUGCUGGCCGUGCUGGCGUUCCUGCCGCCGAGACAGCUCUUCGACUGCCGCGUGCUGUGCCGCCGCCUCCGCGAUUUGUGUCUCCACCCCGACCUGUGGCGCCGCAUCCGAGUGGCGAGAGCAUGGAAGAACCUUGGUCUGUCGCGCAGUGCCCUCCGGCUCGCACCUUGCCUACGCGAACUGGAUAUCAGUGGGAUUGACCUUGAGGAUGCUGCCACCGAGGUGUCCCGCACCUCGUGUGUCGUCGCUAAACUUAGGAUAGCUGUCGACGCCACGCACGAAGUGACCUUUGCCACGGCUAUAGUAGAAAAGGUUUCUGCUCUCGGUGGCCUUGAAGAACUGGACCUGCCUAUCAGGGUUGAGGAAGGCGUCGUGGAUGUGAAUGGGCUCCUGGGGGCAAUGUACAAGGCCGACCGUCUCCGUAAAUUGAGAAUCGCUGGCGAAGGCCGGGUGGCUUCAAUAAGUGGCCUGGAGAUGAGCCCGUUUCUUACCGAGCUCACAUGUGAGCGUCUACCUUGUGAUGCUUUAGUAGAACAUCUUCUGGAGGCACACGCCGCCACCCUCGAACGUGUCCAUUUCACGAUGAUGAUGCUUCCCGUGUCUGCUUUAUUAAUGCUGCCCAGGCUACGUUCCUUCGAGUGUGGGAGCUGCGAAGAAUACGUCUUAUGGCUUCCGGAAUUCCUGCGUGAGGCGUCGCAGCUCCGCUCUGUGACUCUUGCUCCAUGUCGCUGGUUUAUAGAUCCUGAAGCGAUACCUGCUUUAGCCACAUCGCCCUCUGCGCGCGUCUUAGAAAGCCUUAAACUGCAUGUCGCAUACGAAAAAGCAGACUUCUGGUGCCAGUUAGCUGCCGCCGUACCUGAGUUCACAGCUCUACGGACUCUGUCCCUGAAGUUCGAUGGAUUCGACUUGUCGCAACUGGAACCCUGCUUCGAUUUGAUGCGGGCGCUUAACCCAACAACUGCCCCUAGCCUCACCACGCUGGAGAUGAUCGGCCUACCCAUACCCUCAAGGAGAGUUUGCGUCCACGCCUGGCUCCACGACCCCGCCGUUGAAGAACUUCUGAAGAGGAACCCUCGUCUCCAUCUCCGCCUGAGGGACUUUUUUUGGAACCCUGAUUGCACGUGCACCUGGUGCAAAAAAAAGUGCCACUCUGACAUUUGGAGAUCCAUUGGCUGGGUCCGAGGCAGGGCCGCGCUCGCGGUGCUCUCUGAUAUUCGUUGGAGAUCGGAAGGCUGGGUCGCGUUCGCGGCGCACUCUAGGGGGGCCUACUGCCUGUACCCGAGUGAGUGCUCCAGUUGGCCAUGAUUUGUAGCCCCUCGAUCGGCCGUCUGCUGGCUUACCGAACGAAUGUUCUCACAUUUUGGUUUGAAAUAACUGGCGUUUAUGCUUAUUUAGACAGCCUUUUCGAUUCUGUUUUUACCAGUUGCUGUCUGUUCUUUAAUCGACAACUUAAUAUGUCUUCCUGUUCAAAAUUAUUUUAAGAAACAGGUGUGCCUAUGCUUGAGUUCGAAUGGUGUGAUUCAAUAGUAACUGAACUCAUGGAUUUUCUCUUUUGUACUUACUAUUUGUGUCGAAGUAAAACGUUUGGCCCCAGAUUUC
Messenger RNA from Thrips palmi, 2198 nucleotides. RefSeq lists its product as uncharacterized. NCBI's taxonomy places the organism in Eukaryota, Metazoa, Arthropoda, Insecta, Thysanoptera, Thripidae. Gene Ontology annotation, molecular function: protein binding. The transcript has 5 exons. The record is from RefSeq and is a predicted model, not a curated record. Bases 561 to 1904 code for a protein of 447 amino acids.